AUCGUAUAAAUUAUCUUCUUCAUCAAAUUAGGGUUUGAAGAAGUAGCGGCACAGCAGUUCAGCACCGGCAAUCUCACGAUGGCAAGGAUUAAGGUACACGAGCUUAGAGACAAAUCAAAGACUGAUCUUCAGAACCAGCUGAAGGAAUUCAAGGCUGAGCUCGCUCUCCUCCGUGUCGCUAAAGUCACCGGCGGUGCCCCUAACAAGCUCUCCAAAAUCAAGGUUGUGAGGAAAUCCAUAGCGCAAGUGUUGACAGUGAUCUCCCAGAAGCAGAAAUCUGCUUUAAGAGAGGCAUACAAGAACAAGAAGCUUUUGCCUCUUGAUCUCCGUCCCAAGAAGACUCGUGCUAUCCGUAGACGCCUCACUAAGCAUCAGGCUUCUUUGAAGACAGAGCGUGAGAAGAAGAAAGAGAUGUAUUUCCCAGUGAGGAAGUAUGCUAUCAAAGUGUAGUUUCAUUUAUCCAGCUUAGUCGCUACUAGAUAUGAUGAUUCAGCUUUUGAUUAUCGGCUUAUGUGUCCUCCCCUUUUUGUCCCACCUUUUGUUUUUAGUUUUACUCAAGUCUUUGUUAUCAAACAGGCUCUCUCAAACCAUCAUUUCAUAUAAUAUUGAGCCAAAGUCUGGUUUUGUGGUUUCUCUUGUUUAAGUUUCAUAUCAAUCUUUUUUA
Messenger RNA from Capsella rubella, 664 nucleotides. Its product is annotated as 60S ribosomal protein L35-4. The record is from RefSeq and is a predicted model, not a curated record. Gene Ontology annotation, cellular component: ribosome; cytosolic large ribosomal subunit. Gene Ontology annotation, biological process: maturation of LSU-rRNA from tricistronic rRNA transcript (SSU-rRNA, 5.8S rRNA, LSU-rRNA); translation. Bases 79 to 450 code for a protein of 123 amino acids. The transcript is spliced from 4 exons. Lineage: Eukaryota; Viridiplantae; Streptophyta; Magnoliopsida; Brassicales; Brassicaceae. Gene Ontology annotation, molecular function: structural constituent of ribosome; mRNA binding.